Molecule: messenger RNA, 1348 nt
Organism: Phalaenopsis equestris
Lineage: Eukaryota; Viridiplantae; Streptophyta; Magnoliopsida; Asparagales; Orchidaceae
Product: NEP1-interacting protein 1-like
Exons: 4
Coding region: 256-1050 (264 amino acids)
Source: RefSeq, a predicted model, not a curated record
CUUCAGACUUUCUUUUGGCCACGCAGGAGCGAAUCAGCCUAUAGUGAGGAAAGAAAAAAAAACAAAAGAAAAGGAAAAGUCCCACAGAUUUCCAAGAGGCACAAAUCGGCAUUUAUUGUGUAGUUGGUUUUGUCUUUGCUUCUUUCUCCGGUUUCUUUCACCGUUUACUUUCUCGCAAAGCAUCCAUCUUUACUCUCCGCCCUUUCUCUAGUACUGUAUAUAGACAAAAUCCGAUCUUUCUUGCAUCGAUCAAGCAUGGAAUUCGUUAGUGAAUCUCCUCUUCUUCCUUCUCCGCCCAGUGAUGGAGCUGUCGGUGGUGGAAGGAGUGAAGGGGAAAGCUUCGUGGUUUCAGAGUUUAUCGAGCGGCUCGUCGUCGCCAUUAUCACCUGCGUUUUCGCUAUAGUGGGAACCCCCAUCGGCGCUGUUACUGGAGCAGUGAUCGGCAUUGCGACAGAGACAGGAUUAUUCAGAGGAGCUGGAAUUGGAGCCAUUUCUGGGGCUGUCUUCUCUGUUGAGGCCGUUGAAUCCUCUGUAGCCCUCUGGCAUUCCAGUGAUUCAGGGAUUUGGAGUAUCCUCUAUGUGUUUGACAUAAUAUGCAGCCUUUUGAGUGGUAGAAUUGUGCGGGAGAAGGUUGGUCCUGCAGUGCUGAGCGCAGUACAGAGCCAGGUUCCAGUUGAACUGAACUUAACUGAACUGUACAAGUUAUAUGAAACACUUAUUUCAAUCCUUAUGAACAUUUUGAGUAUUAAUUUCAUGCAGAUGAGUGCUUUAGAGUCUGUUUAUGCUGAGGCUCCCGAUAUCUUCGAAACCGGAGGCACUCGCGGCAUGUCGAAGGAUUCCGUUGAAUCUCUUCCAAAGCUUAAAAUGUCUUCAGAUAACAUAAUGGAUUGCUCAGGAGAGAGGAUUUGCUGUUCUGUGUGCUUGCAGGACAUUCAAGUAGGUGAAACAGCAAGGAGUUUACCAUAUUGUCAACAUGUGUUCCACUUACCUUGCAUUGAUAGCUGGCUAUUCAGGCAUGGUUCUUGCCCUCUAUGCAGGAGAGAUAUGUAGAUUCUUCUGAUUUUUCUUCUUUUUUGGUGUUAAAAACUUCACCUUUUCUUCUUCUUCUUCUUCUUCUUCUUCUUCUUGUACAUCUAGAUCUUUGUCAGUUGUAUUAUCCUUUGAAGAAUCCAUGGAUGUUUCUGGGAGCAGUUUUAGGUGAUUUUGAGAGACUGUUUUCAUGGAGAUCUUUGUAUAAGUCUUUAGCUACUUCAUAAACCUUCUUCCUUUAACAUGAAAAUAUAUGAUGUUAAUAUGUUUAAAACAUUGAUGCAAUUAGUCUGAACUUACUGUUGGCAUGUUAAAUUUG